AUGCACCUGUAUCGGGCCGGUAACCUCAAGUAUGACGACAGUAGACACAACUUAUUCGCCAUUGAGGAAAUAUUCCACGUGGAUAUCGAGCAAAUCGUUAAGAAGUUGAUAUUAGUGUGGACCAAGAAGUAUAAGAGUAGAGCGGAAAUCCCCACAUACGUUUCUCCUGAACUAAUUGAGCGGUCCCGCAGUGAAGCAAGAAUUAAGAUUGCAAAUGUUCUGAUGGUACUUACAGCACUUGCAAGUUUUGGUGCUAUAUUAGUUGGCAAAUCGGCUGCUAAGAGGGGAGAAUCUGUACAUCAGAUGAAUUUAGACUGGCACAAGAAGUACCAAGAUGAUUAUAAGCAGAAGGAUGAUGUUGAAACCAAAUCUUAG
Arctia plantaginis is the source of this 375-nucleotide messenger RNA. Lineage: Eukaryota; Metazoa; Arthropoda; Insecta; Lepidoptera; Erebidae. The record is from the annotation of a GenBank genome assembly.